AUGCCUUUUUCUGCCAACUUCUUCGGACGGAAGACUAAGGCCUGCCCAGCCCCCUGUCCGGCUGGGCCGCGAGUGUAUUCGAAGGCUUUGGAUUCGAACGCGCGAUUUUCCUUGCUCCUACUUAACUUGGAGGAAUACUACUUUGAACAACACACAGCUAAUCACAUUCAGAACAAGGGCGGUCAGAAUGAAAGGAAAAUCAGAGGCUCCUUAAAAAUAUGUUCAAAAUCAGUUAUUUUUGAACCAGAUACAAUAUCCCAGCCCAUCAUUAAGAUUCCUUUGAGAGAUUGCAUAAAAAUAGGAAAAUAUGGAGAAAAUGGAUCCAAUAGACACUUUGCAAAGGCAAAAUCCGGGGAGAUUUCACUCAUUUUCAGUCAGGUAUAUUUCAUUAAAGAACACAACAUUGUUGCCCCAUAUAAAAUCGAAAGGGGCAAAAUGGAGUAUGUGUUUGAAUUGGAUGUUUCAGGGAAACUGGAGGACGUUGUGGAGACCUUGCUUCAGCUUCACAGAGCAUCUUGCCUUGACAAACUAGGGGACCAAACUGCUAUGAUAACAGCUAUUUUGCAGUCACGUUUGGCUAGAACGUCAUUUGACAAAAACAGAUUCCAGAGUGUGUCUGAAAAGCUGCACAUGGAAUGCAAAGCGGAAAUGGUGACGCCGCUGGUGACGAAUCCUGGACACGUGUGCAUCACUGACACAAACCUGUAUUUCCAGCCUCUCAACGGGCACCCGAAACCUGUGGUCCAGAUAACACUCCAAGAUGUCCGCCGCAUUUACAAAAGGAGGCACGGCCUCAUGCCUUUGGGCUUGGAAGUGUUUUGCACAGAAGACGAUCUCUGUUCUGACAUCUACCUAAAGUUCUAUGAACCUCAAGAUAGAGACGACCUCUAUUUUUAUAUUGCCACGUAUCUAGAGAACCACGUCGCGGAGCGCACGGCCGAGAGCUACACGCUGCAGUGGCAGCGCGGGCACCUCUCCAACUACCAGUACCUCCUGCACCUCAACAACCUGGCGGACCGCAGCUGCAACGACCUCUCUCAGUACCCCGUGUUCCCGUGGGUAAUCGACGAUUACUGCAGCGCCGAACUGGAUUUGUCAAAUCCAGGAACCUUCCGGGAUCUUAGCAGGCCAGUAGGGGCCCUAAACAAGGAACGGCUGGAGAGACUCCUGACACGCUACCAGGAAAUGCCUGAGCCAAAGUUCAUGUACGGCAGUCACUACUCUUCCCCGGGUUAUGUGCUCUUUUAUCUUGUCAGGAUCGCACCCGAGUACAUGCUGUGCCUGCAGAAUGGAAGAUUUGAUAACGCAGAUAGAAUGUUCAACAGUAUUGCAGAAACUUGGAAAAACUGUUUGGAUGGUGCAACAGAUUUUAAAGAGUUGAUUCCUGAAUUCUAUGGUGAUGAUGUCAGCUUUUUAGUCAAUAGUCUGAAGUUGGAUCUGGGAAAGAGACAAGGAGGGCAGAUGGUUGAUGAUGUGGAACUUCCGCCCUGGGCCCGGAGUCCCGAGGACUUUCUCCAGAAGAGCAAAGACGCGUUGGAAAGCAAUUAUGUGUCAGAGCACCUUCACGAGUGGAUUGAUCUAAUAUUUGGCUACAAGCAAAAAGGGACUGAUGCCAUUGGGGCCCAUAAUGUAUUUCAUCCUCUGACCUAUGAAGGAGGCGUGGACUUGAACAGCAUUGAGGACCCUGACGAGAAAGUCGCCAUGCUGACCCAAAUCUUGGAGUUUGGCCAGACGCCAAAACAGCUCUUUGUGACACCACAUCCUCGACGGAUCACCCCAAAGUUUAAAAAUUUCUCCCAAACCUGCAGUCACAAUGCCCCCCUGGCAGAUUCCCCAGUCUCUCCAGGUGAAGAGUCUUUUGAAGACCUGACCGAAGAAAGCAAAAGCCUGGCCUGGAAUAACAUCACCAAACUGCAGUUACACGAGCAAUAUAAAAUCCACAAAGAGGCAGUUACUGGAAUAGCCGUCUCUUGCAACGGGUCUUCGGUCUUUACAACCUCGCAAGAUUCUACCUUGAAGAUGUUCUCCAAGGAAUCCAAAAUGCUACAAAGAAGUAUAUCGUUUUCAAAUAUGGCUCUAUCAUCUUGUUUACUUUUGCCAGGAGAUGCCACUGUCAUAAGUUCUUCGUGGGAUAAUAACGUCUAUUUUUACUCUAUAGCAUUUGCGAGACGCCAGGACACAUUAAUGGGACAUGACGAUGCCGUUAGUAAGAUCUGUUGGCAUGACAACCGACUGUAUUCCGCAUCGUGGGACUCCACGGUGAAGGUGUGGUCUGGCAUUCCUGCAGAAAUGACCUGCACCAGAAGACAGCGCUUUGACAUGCUGGCCGAGCUGGAACACGACGUCAGUGUAGAUACAAUUAGUUUAAAUGCUGCAAGUACACUGUUGGUUUCAGGCACCAAAGAAGGCACAGUGAAUAUUUGGGACCUCACUACGGCCACCAUAUUGCACCAGAUCCCAUGCCACUCAGGGACUGUAUGUGAUACUGCUUUUAGCCCAGACAGUCGCCAUGUCCUCAGCACAGGGGAAGAUGGCUGUCUAAACGUCAUAGAUGUGCAGACAGGGAUGCUCAUCUCUUCUCUGACUUCAGACGAGCCCCAGAGAUGCUUUAUCUGGGAUGGAAAUUCUGUUUUAUCUGGAAGUCAGUCUGGUGAGCUACUUGUUUGGGACCUGCUCGGAGGAAAAAUCAGUGAGAGAAUACAGGGCCACACAGGUGCUGUGACAUGUAUAUGGAUGAAUGAACAGUGUAGCAGUAUCAUCACGGGAGGGGAAGACAGACAAAUUAUGUUCUGGAAAUUGCAAUACUAAGUGCCUUUUCCUCUCUUGAAUGUUAAGUUGAACUCUAUUUAAUGUAUUUUUAAACCAGACUUUUAAAUGAACUGGUGAAUGUGCAAUGAUAGUAAUUAGAAGUUUUACCACAUGAGACAUUUGUGGUUUUAAACUUCCUAAAUCAUGGCAACUUCAAUGAAAGCCAUUGGUUGCCAUCCUGUAAGGCAGACAGAUAUGGCAGUGUUAGGGAGGAAGCGUUACAUUUGUAAGGCAGACGAUCAUCCCAGUAUGCUGAUGGUCAGAAGACAGGUUUGGGUGGCAAAGUAAAGUAGCUAAGAGAUACGAAACUGAAAUGGGAAAACUUUCAGAAAACAUUGAACAAUUCAGAAUUUUCCAAGAAAAUGUGCAGUAUACUCUACUACUUCUGAGUCACUCUGUUUUGUCUUCCUAACCUACAGAAUUGCUGCCCAUCUGGGUUUUUGGGUAUGUGUUUUCAUGAAGUGGUUACUUUGUAUAACCUACUGUCCUCAGAUUCUAAGAACCUGGGGAAAGAUUAACAAUUCUUGUAACAGUAAGUUUACUGUGUAUAGGAACGGUUUAUUUCAUUAUAGCUAUUAAAUGCUCAUCUUUUCUACAUUAAAAAUAUUUUUCUGUAAUGAAAGCAGUUUUCAUUUUCUUAUUUAAGUGAUUUAUUAUUACCAAGAUUAGUACCUUUUAAGAGCUUCAAGUAUUGAUCCUUCUAGAAAACCAUACUUAAGUGAUGUGAAUGUCAUUCAUUCUUACAUUUUUGGAACCAACCUCAGACCCAAAUCUAGGCAACGAGGUAGGUAAACUGGGAAACAUUCGGUUUGCUUUUCCGAAUUUCAACAAGGUAAGCUGUAAAGCAACACUGCUGAUUUCCUUUUAUAUUAUGACAAUGUUUUUAAAGACUAUAGAAGAGUUUUAUUUUGUAGGCUGUAUGACAUGGAGGAAAAAUGACCCAGGGUAACAGUUUUCAAAGUUCGUCGUGUCAUUAAACAGGACUCAGUCUCAGGUGUUGCAGGGAGCGUCCGUGGCCUCCGUGCGGUCCUGAUGCUCAGCCUGAAGCGUGCAGGCUGGCCAUCUGCGGUUCACAGGUUGAAGCACUUCUCCUAACACACACUCUACUGUCUCGGCAGAGCGCUUCCGGAUGGCCGCUGCUCUGGGAGACAAUUCCCAUGGGCCCAAGGUGGGAACUUCACAUUCAAGUUUGGUGAAAGGCACGGACAGUUUCCAAAUGAUGCAAGAGACUAAAAGUCAACUUUAUUUAUACAUAUUGAAUUAGAUGGAAUAGGCAUAAACCAAAAAGAAAAAAAUGAGGGUAAAGGUCACUGCCAUUUUGUUUGUGGGGAGGGGUCAGGAAAUGACCUGGGAAACAUCCUAAGACCAUCCCAAAG
Ailuropoda melanoleuca (giant panda) is the source of this 4184-nucleotide messenger RNA. RefSeq names its product neutral sphingomyelinase activation associated factor (gene NSMAF). Gene Ontology annotation, molecular function: protein binding. NCBI's taxonomy places the organism in Eukaryota, Metazoa, Chordata, Mammalia, Carnivora, Ursidae. The transcript is spliced from 32 exons. Bases 1 to 2808 code for a protein of 935 amino acids. The record is from RefSeq and is a predicted model, not a curated record.